Propithecus coquereli (Coquerel's sifaka) is the source of this 2640-nucleotide messenger RNA. RefSeq names its product dual specificity phosphatase 10 (gene DUSP10). NCBI's taxonomy places the organism in Eukaryota, Metazoa, Chordata, Mammalia, Primates, Indriidae. Bases 237 to 1685 code for a protein of 482 amino acids. The transcript is spliced from 4 exons. The record is from RefSeq and is a predicted model, not a curated record. Gene Ontology annotation, cellular component: cytosol; cytoplasm. Gene Ontology annotation, biological process: negative regulation of JUN kinase activity; protein dephosphorylation. Gene Ontology annotation, molecular function: MAP kinase tyrosine/serine/threonine phosphatase activity; protein tyrosine/threonine phosphatase activity.
GAUUCUUAUUGGCCCAGCGCGCCGUCGGUCGUCGGCCGGCCCGCCCCCUCAAAACCGUACAUUUACAGUGUAGCAAAAGAGAAAGUAACUAUGUUGCCGCUGGAGAUCAAUGAAGCCCAGUGAAUGGGGCUGAGAGCGCGAGUCCGUGGCUGAACGCAGCGCCGGGUGGUGGAGGGCGGCACUGACCUACCAAACUGUCUUGAGUUCUUCUUGAAUUGCCAGUUUUCAGCCUCCUCAUGCCUCCAUCUCCUUUAGACGACAGGGUAGUAGUGGCACUAUCUAGGCCCGUCCGACCUCAGGAUCUCAACCUUUGUUUAGACUCUAGCUACCUUGGCCCUGCCACCCCAGGCAGUAACAGCCACCCUCCUGUCAUUGCCUCCACCGUUGUGUCCCUCAAGGCUGCAAAUCUGACGUAUAUGCCCUCAUCCAGCGGCUCUGCCCGCUCCCUGAAUUGUGGGUGCAGCAGUGCCAGCUGCUGCACUGUUGCAACGUACGACAAGAACAAUCAGGCCCAAACCCAAGCCAUCGCUGCCGGCACCGCCACCACCGCCAUCAGAACCUCUACCACCUGCCCUGCUAACCAGAUGGUCAACAACAAUGAGAACACAGGCUCUUUAAGUCCAUCAGGUGGGGUGGGCAGCCCUGUGUCAGGGACCCCCAAGCAGCUAGCCAGCAUCAAAAUAAUCUACCCCAAUGACUUGGCAAAGAAGAUGACCAAAUGCAGCAAGAGUCACCUGCCGAGCCAGAGCCCUGUCAUCAUUGAUUGCAGGCCCUUCAUGGAAUACAACAAGAGCCAUAUCCAAGGAGCUGUCCACAUUAACUGUGCCGAUAAGAUCAGCCGUCGGAGACUGCAGCAGGGCAAGAUCACUGUCCUAGACUUGAUUUCCUGUAGGGAAGGCAAGGACUCUUUCAAGAGGAUCUUUUCCAAAGAAAUUAUAGUUUAUGAUGAGAACACCAAUGAGCCGAGCCGAGUGACGCCCUCCCAGCCACUUCACGUCGUCCUCGAGUCCCUGAAGAGAGAAGGCAAAGAACCUCUGGUGUUGAAAGGUGGGCUUAGUAGUUUUAAGCAGAACCACGAAAACCUCUGUGACAACUCCCUCCAGCUCCAAGAGUGCUGCGAGGUGGGGGGCGGCGCGUCUGCGGCCUUAAGCUUGCUACCUCAGUCCAUCCCCACCACCCCCGACAUCGAGAACGCAGAGCUCACGCCCAUCUUGCCCUUCCUGUUCCUUGGCAAUGAGCAGGAUGCCCAGGACCUGGACACCAUGCAGCAGCUGAACAUCGGCUAUGUCAUCAACGUCACCACUCACCUUCCCCUCUACCACUAUGAGAAAGGCCUGUUCAACUACAAGCGGCUGCCGGCCACCGACAGCAACAAGCAGAACCUGCGGCAGUACUUUGAAGAGGCUUUUGAGUUCAUUGAGGAAGCGCACCAGUGUGGGAAGGCGCUUCUCAUCCACUGCCAGGCCGGGGUGUCCCGCUCCGCCACCAUCGUCAUCGCUUACUUGAUGAAGCACACUCGGAUGACCAUGACUGACGCUUACAAAUUUGUCAAAGGCAAACGACCAAUUAUCUCCCCAAACCUUAACUUCAUGGGGCAAUUGCUGGAGUUUGAGGAAGACCUGAACAACGGUGUGACACCGCGAAUUCUUACACCAAAGCUGGCGGGCGUGGAGACGGUUGUGUGACAGAGGACAGGCUCACUGCUCUCCGAUGGGAGGCCAGCAGGGAGGAGGACAGUUCUGCUUUUUCUUUUUCUUUAUUGUUUUUUUUUGGGGGGGUGGGGGUAUAAAGUUUGUGAAUGGAAACAAACUUGUUUGAAAACUUUUUAUUUUUAACAAGUGUGAGAAGACUAUAACUUUUGAUGCCAUUGAGAUUUCCUUUCCACAAACAGAUAUAGCAGGGAGGCUAAAGAAGCAAUUUUUUUAGACAGUAAAACUUGUUUCUCCCCCUUUUCCUUUUAAGCUAUUUGUAGAGUUUAUGACUAAAUAGUCUGUGCAGGUUCAUAGACCGAAGAUACUACACUUUAAACCAACUAAAAAGAACCAAAAGUAAAUAGAGAAGACAUUGAAUCGUGAAGUCCUGGGAUCCACCUGGGCCAAACCCAACCAGACCAAGUCCUGUUGUGCUCACUGUGCAACGAGAAGAUCAGGGCAGCUUAAGUGGUCUAAGAAUCCUUCAGACACUCAUUAAAGAGACAGAGGAUAUUGUGGAUUUUGUGUGUUUCAUGCUCUGGAUUUUUUUUUUUUAACUUCUCUGGGUUUAAGAGAUUUUUUGAAAUAGAAAGAAAUUGGCCAUUCUACAGUAUGCUUUCACUCACUGGCUUCUUGUGCAAUAAUGUGGUGUUUUGAGUGUGCAAACAAGUUAGAGCUGGCAGCUGAGUGAUAGACAGAUAGUGCAACUUUGCCAGCUUGGAGAUAGAAAGGAAUUCAACAAUGUACCAAUUUACUUUCCUUCCCACCUUUUUCCUUUUUUUUUUUGAUUUGAUUCUUGUUACAGUGCCAUAAACUUUGUUACAUAUGUAUAUCAGAAUGUAAAAAAAGACAAAAAUUUAUUUAAAAAUAUUUUUCGCAAAAAACACAAAAAACUUGGUCUGUUUCUAUUGAUUGUGUAAAAAUUUAUUUUCAUUAUAUAAGUGAAACU